UUUUCUUUUUCCUUUGGUUCUUUUCUUUUCAAGCUUCAAGAACUUUCCCUCUUUUUUUUUCCUGUUAGAAAUAUAAUAUGAACUCAGCUCACGACACAAAAGAAUGGCAUAUGUCUCAAGCUCCUUUGCAAAACCCUUGUAUGGCUGAAAGCCCUAUUGCUCAAUCACCACAAUUACAACAACAUUAUCCCGCAACUAUGGAUCGUCAUUACAACCAAUCAUUCCCUCAAAGUCCUUUGCAUCCACCUGUACACCAUCAACUUUCCCCUUCAGCAAGUUUCUUACCUCCUGGAAAGUCAGAGUCAGAUCCACGCUUACCUGGAAUGAUGGCUCUUUCUCAACCUGGUACUCCUCGUCCUAGCCAUCAUCCUACAGUUACUUCUCCCAAGAAAAAUAACUUUGCCACUUCUUCUUUCCAUGUUGGCCCUUAUCCUCAUCCUGCUUUAAAUCGCAAGAGAGGAAGAAGUGAACUUUUCUCAACUGAACUUGGUCCUUUUUUUAGCUCCACAAAGCCUGUUGAUAAUCUCUACGCAUUAGACAGAUCUACACUACUUAACAUCCGUAUUCAGGCUAAAAUGGAUAGAGGUUUUUUCUUGGCAGAUAAUGAUUGGACUUGUUAUCGUAGAAAUUAUUUCCAAGUAAGCGGUGCAUUCUCUAUUCACGGUAUGAACCAUUACUACACCAACCAAGAAGCCUAUUGUUUGGUUCAAGUCGACGGCAAUUUCUACCCUGUUCACAAUUUUUCAAUGAAUAUCUCUGCUCGUGUCUCAAACAGCGAUAAGAAGAUUGAAUUGGUUCAACAUACACCCAAGCGUGACAAAGGCCCUCAAUCAAGUCCUUCGCCAAAACUUAUUGUCCCCGGUGGAAACUUGAGUAUGAGCUCUGUUGGUGCAAAUCAAAGUAUUGUUACAUUUGAAAGAAUCCAAUUCAAGACAGCUACCGCCAACAAUGGCAAAAGAAGAGCCGCUCAACAAUACUACGUCUGUUUAGUAGAUCUUUAUGCGGAGAUUGAAGGCAACCAAAGAAUUAAAAUUGCCUCUUGUCAAUCUGCUCCUCUCGUUGUUCGUGGUCGUAGUCCUGGUCACUAUUCUGACAACCAUGAACGCUUUGAAAACAACAUGCCUAUGUCUGCACAACCUGAUGAAAGAUACAGUUCAUCUUUCCCAAGACCACCAAUGACUCCACCUGGUGUCAUGGGCCCUGACUAUAGCUCACCUUAUCCUUAUCAAGGUUAUCCUAAUUACCCUCAAUUCAGUCCCAUGCAACCUGGAAUGAUGCCACCCACACCCACUGGCGGUCCUUCUCAACAACAUGGCCAUCCUUAUAUGAUGCCUGGUAUGACUUCAGAUCCCUCUUCCUCAGAAUCAUCAUCGCCUGAUAUUUAUAACAAUGAAUUCGGUGCUGGAAACAACGGAACAGCUCCCGUAUCUAAUGCAAGCAACGGGUUGCACGAAGAAGCUAAAAUAGGCCAUCCUCAGUUACCUCAUCCUACUAAUAUGAACAUGCCAAUGCGUAUGGAAAACAACAACUGGAGUCGCAGUCGUAUGAAUUCCACUGGUAGUCACCAAUCUCCUAUUGCUUAUGAACAACAUAAUUCUUAUUUCUCUCAACCCACAUCAAGUAGCCAGACUGUAUACUCCAAUUCUUCCGCGCCCUCAACACCUUAUGGUGGUCCUGUUUCCAGAAAAUACAGCAUCCAACAAGCAUCAUAAAUUCGGACUGUGUCUCUUUCUCUAUUGCUUUGGAUUUUUUUUUUUUUUUUUUUUUGUUAAUCCGCCAUUUUAUGAUCCAUCAUACCAUUUACUUGUAAGCUUUUUAUAUACUUGUAUUUACUACUUAUUUCUACUAUGUAAUUCUCUGAACCAUGCUAGCCUUCUCUUUUUUUUUGUUUUAUUAGUUUCAUGAUUUGUUAUAUAUAUCUAUAUCUAUAUUUUAAAGGACCAUUAAUUUUACUACCAGAAUAAAAACCAAAAUUGUGUGUUGCACAUGUCAAAUUAGACUGAUCUUUAUAUGAAAAAGUGUCAUGAUACACGAU
Gilbertella persicaria is the source of this 2035-nucleotide messenger RNA. RefSeq lists its product as uncharacterized. The record is from RefSeq and is a predicted model, not a curated record. Gene Ontology annotation, molecular function: DNA-binding transcription factor activity; DNA binding. The transcript is spliced from 4 exons. Gene Ontology annotation, biological process: meiotic cell cycle; positive regulation of transcription by RNA polymerase II. Gene Ontology annotation, cellular component: nuclear chromosome. NCBI's taxonomy places the organism in Eukaryota, Fungi, Mucoromycota, Mucoromycetes, Mucorales, Choanephoraceae. The coding region runs from base 78 to 1712 and encodes 544 amino acids.